AGAAAUAUAUAAUAAACAAAUUUUAACAGCUGAAAAUUCACUUCAAAAUAUCGAUACUUUAGUUGACGUUGAAACAAAACGAAAAAAAUUAUUUAAUGAUUGUUAUGAUAUUCUUUCAUCUUUUUUAAAUUUUUAUUAUUUACAUACAAUAGAUCCACUUGAUGAAAAAAUUUUACUUGAUUAUACAAAAGAAUUUGAUAAAAAAUUAAAGGCUGAUAUGAACUUAUUAAACGUUUUGCCUCCAUUCACUUUAGUACAUACAAGUGCAUAUGUUCGUCAAAUAAUCGAUUUUAUUUUUCAACUUAUUUACUAUGGUUAUGCAUAUGUAUCAAAUUCAUCAGUUUAUUUUGAUACAUUAAAUUUUAAAAAACAAUUUUUACAUGACAAAUUAAAACUCGAUCGAUUACAUAAUAUUACUGUUUUAUGUGAACGUGAAGAAGCAUUAGCAACAAAAAAAAUUAAUAAUGAAGCAAAGAAAAAUAAAUCUGAUUUUCUUCUUUGGAAGAAAACCGAGCCAGGUGAACUUUCCUGGCCGUCCACAUGGGGUCAUGGCCGACCCCAAUGUUUAAGUCAAUGUAUUACUAUUGCUGAUUUAAUAUUUCAAUGGAACAUUGAUAUUCAUAUAAGUAGUUCUGAUGAUCAAUUUGCACUUAAAUAUGAUGAAAUUCUUCAACUUCAAUGUUUUAUUGAUCGAGAUUCGGAAAUUAAGCAUUUUUUAACUGUUGGUGAUUUAACAAUAAAUGAAAAAAAAAUCUCAACAGUUUUUAAUAAUUCGAUUACAAUUGAAGAAGCGUGCAUGAAAUACAGUUCAAAAUAUAUACGUUUAUUUUGUCUAUUAAAUCCAUGGUGGUCUACUAUUGAUUUAAAUGAAAAUACCAUGCAACUGGCCGUGGAUUAUGACCCAAUGCUUGUGACAUUUUUUAAUAACUUAAAAAUACAUUUACAAUCAUCAACAUUAAAUAUUGAUUUAAAUAAAAAAAACCUGGACGAACGUGAUACACAUAUUAACACGCUGGAUGUGAUGAAUAUAAUUCGUAAAUUAAUUGAAAAAACAAACGAUUGUUUAUGGGCUGCAAAUGGAAAUUUAAAUUGGGAUUUUUUAUUAGGUGUUAAAAACGCAAUAUUACCUGUACUAGAAAUAUUUGGUUUAACACCAUCCUAUUGUUUAUUAGCAUGUCGAUCAACAUCAUCACAUUCAGAUAUUUUAACAUAA
Molecule: messenger RNA, 1213 nt
Organism: Rotaria sp. Silwood2
Lineage: Eukaryota; Metazoa; Rotifera; Eurotatoria; Philodinida; Philodinidae
Source: the annotation of a GenBank genome assembly